This is a messenger RNA of Peromyscus californicus insignis, 3230 nucleotides long. RefSeq names its product kallikrein related peptidase 15 (gene Klk15). The transcript is spliced from 5 exons. Gene Ontology annotation, molecular function: serine-type endopeptidase activity. The coding region runs from base 2119 to 2976 and encodes 285 amino acids. Gene Ontology annotation, biological process: proteolysis. Lineage: Eukaryota; Metazoa; Chordata; Mammalia; Rodentia; Cricetidae. The record is from RefSeq and is a predicted model, not a curated record.
UCCAAGUUCCAAGGUGGCAUGGUGGCACACCAAGGCUGUCAUCCCAGCCUCUGGGAGGCUGAGGCAGAAGGAUCUCAAGUUCAAACUCAGAUCAGCCUGAGCUGCUUGGCAAGACCCUGUGUCGAAACAACAAAACAGCAUCAAAGCUCAACACUCUCUCCCAGGCCCAAGAAGCAUGACUUUAGAAUCCAGCUUCCACCCCUACACCUAGAAUCCCAGGCUCUGCAUUUCACCGUUUUUCUGUGCUUGUCCUCCUGUCCCCUCCCUUGAGGAACUGCCCCUGGGUGGAAUUCCUCCUCACAGACUCAGACAAUGGCUUCAGACUAAUAAACGCUCAUUAGACUGACCCAGUCUGGCAUCACACCUGCCACCAGGGCGUCCAGCCUGUAAAUCUGACCCUCCACUGCCUCUCACUCCACUCUGCCCAACCCCACCCCAGACCCAGGCUGGGCCAGGAGCUUAUAAAUGCAGGCUUUCAGGCAUCUGCUCCCCUUCUGGCAUCCCAGCUGCUCUGGAUGUCACUGGAGGACCUGGAGGGGGUGAGAUCUUUGAGAAAGAGCUUGGGAAAGUGGGUGGGGGUGGAGAGGGGACCCUGAAAGUGCCUUGGUCUCCAGGAGUCACAGACUACCCUGGAGGGCCAGUUGUCAAGGGCAUUGGGUCUUCGGUGUCCUUUUCCUGUAGCUUCAAGUUGAAUCUGAACCAAGAAAAUGUCUCGAAGCUUCUAGAAAGAGCCUGGGCUGAAGGGGGAGGAAGGGAUGGGGUGACUUGGGAGGACGUCCCUGAGAACACUUGUCAUGGAGCCAAGGACAUGGUCAGCAGUUAUCACAGGUCAAAUCAGUUCAGAACAACUUCCCUGAGGUGUCCCCAGUGCCAGGUCCCAGGUUGAACAGAGCUGGGGACAGGAAAGUCUGACCUGAACUCCAUCUUCCUCUAGGAUGAGGAGUGGGAGCAGGCAAGUCUCAGUCUCUGCAGUCAGUGCUGCCAUGCAGGGGCGGGAUGGACACCACAGGAUCUUAAUGUCACCCCCUCUGCCUAACAGUGUCUUAGAAGUGUCAGGCUGAGCUGAAAGAGUAAAUAGCAAGAUGAAAGAUGGAAAGGACUGGAAUUCACCCCCCAAACUUCCUGAGGGCUCUCUAUGGGCCAGAUCCUAACACUGGCUGGUACCUGGGGAUCCAGGGCCAGUCAAGUGGGGUCUGCUCCAAAGGAGUUCUCAGUCUGAUGAGGAGACACCACAGAGAGUCAGGGGAGGGGUCAGAGAAGGUCCAGGGGGAAUAAGCUGAGCAAAGUCAGGGUGUAAAACUGCAGAACCAAAGUCCCGCACUGCCUGUACCAGGAAGGUCCAAGAAACCCAGCUGGACAGGCUGGAAGGGGCAGAGGCAUUUCUGUCCUUCAAAGUACUGCUGAGAAUAUGGGGCUUUAUUUGGGGGCUAUCAGAAGUCCAUGGGAGGCUGAGAGCAGGAGAGAGGAGCCCGCAGCUCUUGUGUGGAAAGACCCUGUAGAAGCCAGGUGUGGUAGUGAAUACCUGUUAUUCUGCACUUGAGAGGCUAAGGCAUGAGAGUGGAGAGUUCAAGACCAGCAUAGGAAACUUAGUGAGACCCUGUGCGUUCCUAGAAUCCACCAGUGAGGGUCAAGAGGCAUGGCUCAGGGCAGUUAGCCAGCGUAGGUCAGGCUCUGGUGUCCAAGGGGAAGGAGAGAGGAGAGGAAGGAGGGAAGGAGGAAGGGAGCUUAGCUCUCUAGGGCUUUGUGUACAGAACAGACUACAGAACAGUAGACUUAAGGGGACCCAAGAGUCCCCAUGGGAACCUGGAUAGAGUCCUGAUGAGAGACCCAGGGGCCAUGGGGAUGAGAGAGACCCAGGGCGCUAUAGAACGAUGCUGGGGUCUGCCAAUGCUGAAAGGAACAGAGGACCCUCCAGAGAUAGGUACUAGGAAGGAGCAGGGUGGAGGCUGCCGAUGGAAGGCAGGGCAGUAAAAGUGGGUUUCUUAGUCUAGCAGAGCGCCCUCCACCUGCCAUCUCAGCAGUUAAGAGGCUGAGGCCGGAGGACCACGAGUUUGAGGUAAACCUGGGAUAUACAGAGGCAAGUGUGUCAUAUACAGGGAUGCAUUUCUGUCUGCAGGGAUGGUGAUGGGGACAGACGGACCCAGCCUCACCCCAAUUUUUGUCAUCCUCCCCGCCACCAGAUCUCCAAGCCCAGGACCCUCCUUCACAAUGUGGCUUCUCCUUGCUUUCAUCUUGCUGGUGUCUGCAGCUCAGGAUGGUGACAAGGUACUGGAAGGCGAGGAGUGUGCGCCUCAUUCACAGCCGUGGCAAGUGGCCCUCUUCGAGCGCGGCCGGUUCAACUGUGGCGCUUUCCUAAUCUCCCCACACUGGGUGUUGACGGCUGCCCACUGCCAAACCCGUUUCAUGAGAGUGCGCCUUGGCGAGCACAACCUUCGCAAGCAUGAUGGCCCAGAGCAAAUGCGAUCCGUUUCUCAAAUCAUCCCACAUCCCGGCUACGAGGCUCGCACCCAUCUGCACGACAUUAUGUUGCUGCGACUUCUCCAGCCUGCCCGGCUCUCACCUCAGGUGCGCCCUGUGCCUCUGCCCAUGCGCUGCCCCUUUACCGGCGAGGGCUGUGUGGUGUCAGGCUGGGGCCUGCUAUCAGACAACAAGCCUGGAGCCACAGGGAGUCACAAGUCACAAGUGAGACUCCCGGAUACAUUGCAUUGUGCCAACAUCAGCAUUAUCUCCGAGGCAUCUUGCAACAAGGACUACCCGGGUCGAGUGUUGCCCACCAUGGUGUGUGCUGGUGUAGAGGGCGGUGGCACGGACUCCUGUGAGGGUGACUCUGGAGGACCCUUGGUCUGUAGUGGUGCCCUGCAGGGCAUCGUAUCCUGGGGUGAUGUCCCCUGCGAUACUACCACCAAGCCUGGCGUCUACACCAAAGUCUGCAGCUACAUGGAGUGGAUCCGGGAAAACAUGAAAACAAGAAACUGACUCGUUGGUCCACCACCUAGGUCCCUCACUAACCACCUGGGACCCUGACCAAGAAUUCCCCGUAGCCAGCCAGCAGGCCCAUUCCUACCGGAGACAGAGCUGAGUCCUCCUGCACAUUGACAUACACUGUUAGCCAGGGCCCCACCCUCCCGAGGUCACCUGCCGAACACCAAGAAAACAGUGUUUUCCCAACACUCUCGAGGCAGAAGCAGGCAGAUCUCUGAGCUCAAGGCCAGCCUGGUCUAAAGAGUGAG